Messenger RNA from Panicum virgatum (switchgrass), 3273 nucleotides. RefSeq names its product insulin-degrading enzyme-like 1, peroxisomal. Gene Ontology annotation, molecular function: metalloendopeptidase activity; metal ion binding. Bases 140 to 3049 code for a protein of 969 amino acids. The transcript is spliced from 26 exons. Gene Ontology annotation, cellular component: mitochondrion; cytosol. The record is from RefSeq and is a predicted model, not a curated record. Gene Ontology annotation, biological process: peptide catabolic process. NCBI's taxonomy places the organism in Eukaryota, Viridiplantae, Streptophyta, Magnoliopsida, Poales, Poaceae.
GAGUCUCCCAAGGUCUCAAGUCCCAAUUAGCUUCGCUUAAGCCUUGGCUGGCCCCCCCAAUCGGCCAGCCAAUCCAAUCCAAUCCACCAUUGGGCGGGGAGAGAUCGCAGGAGGGACUGGGAGAGCGGGUGGGGCGGGGAUGGCGGCGGCGGCGGGAAGCAGGGAUGUGGAGUUCAUCCGCGCGCGCAGCGACAAGCGGCAGUACCGCCGGGUGGUGCUCCCCAACGCGCUCGAGAUCCUGCUCAUCAGCGACCCUGACACCGACAAGGCGGCGGCGUGCAUGGAGGUCGAGGUGGGCUCGUUCAGCGACCCGGAGGGGCUCGAGGGCCUCGCGCACUUCCUCGAGCACAUGCUAUUUUAUGCCAGCGAGAAAUACCCAGGAGAACAUGAGUAUACGAAAUAUAUCACAGAGCAUGGUGGCUCUUACAAUGCAUAUACAAGCUCAGAGACAACAAAUUUCUAUUUUGACGUCAAUGUGGACAAUUUUGAAGAAGCUUUAGAUAGAUUUGCUCAGUUCUUUAUUAGGCCGCUGAUGUCACAGGAUGCUGUUCUUAGAGAGAUAAAAGCUGUUGAUUCUGAGCACAAGAAAAACUUAUUGUCCGAUGGCUGGAGAAUGUAUCAGCUUCAAAAGCAUCUGGCUUCAAAGGACCACCCUUACCAUAAAUUCAGUACCGGAAGUUGGGAAACACUGGAAACUAAACCAAAAGAGAGGGGCUUGGACAUCAGGCAUGAACUUCUGAAGUUUUAUGAGAAUUAUUCAGCAAAUCUUAUGCACCUUGUUGUCUAUGGAAAGGAGAGCCUCGAUUGCAUUCAGGGCUUGGUUGAUCGUUUGUUUAGUGACAUAAAAAACACUGACCGGAUAAGCUUCAAGUGUCCGAGUCAUCCUCUUUCAGAGGAACAUUUGCAGCUUCUUGUCAAAGCACUGCCAAUCGAAGAAGGCGACUAUCUAAGAUUAAUAUGGCCAAUUAUACCUAGCAUCCAGUUCUACAAAGAAGGUCCUUGCCACUAUCUGAGUCACCUUAUUGGGCAUGAAGGCGAGGGGUCCAUCUUCCAUAUAAUAAAGGAACUAGGAUGGGCCAUGAACUUGAUGGCUGGAGAGAGCACUAACAGCACUGAAUAUUCUUUUUUCUCAGUAAGCAUGAGGCUCACUGAUGCUGGUCAUGAACACAUGGAAGAUAUUGUUGGGUGGAUCUUCAAAUAUCUUUUUCUAUUAAAAGAAGAUGGAGUUCAUGAGUGGAUAUUUAAUGAGCUUGUGGCAAUAAAUGAAACGGAGUUCCAUUAUCAAGACAAAAUUGAUCCAAUCAGCUAUGUGACGGGUACUGUCUCAAGUAUGCGGUUGUUCCCGCCAGAAGAGUGGCUGGUUGGAUCAGCAUUGCCAUCGAAGUAUGUACCACAAAGAAUAAUGAUGAUACUCGAUCAGUUGUCACCUGAAAGAGUAAGAAUAUUCUGGGAGUCCAAAAAAUUUGAAGGAUGUACUACCUCUGCUGAGCCCUGGUAUAAUACAUCAUAUUCUGUUGAAAAUGUUACUCCUUCUGUGAUACAGCAAUGGAUUCAAAAAGCUCCCACGGAGAAACUCCACCUCCCAGAGCCUAACAUGUUCAUUCCAAAGGAUUUUGCUCUUAAAGAAGUGACUGAAAAGGUUACUUUUCCAAAAGUAUUAAGGAAGACACCACUUUCACGGUUGUGGUAUAAGCCUGAUUUGCUGUUCUCCACGCCAAAGGUUCACAUUAUAAUUGAUUUCCACUGCCCAUUAUCAAGCCACUCCCCGGAAGCAUAUGUUUCUACUGAUCUCUUUGUUGAUUUGUUAGUGGAUUAUUUGAACGCUUAUGCUUAUGAUGCUCAAAUUGCUGGUUUAUACUAUUCAAUAUAUCUUACUUCGGAUGGAUUCCAGGUCUCCUUAGGUGGUUACAAUGAUAAGAUGAGGGUUCUCCUAAAUGCCAUACUGAAGCAAAUUGCUAAUUUUGAAGUUAAGCCAAACAGGUUUUCUGCCCUGAAGGAAACUACAGUCAAGGACUACCAAAAUUUCAAUUUCAGGCAACCACAUUCUCAAGCUUCAUUCUAUGUAUCUUUAAUAUUAGAAGAUAAAAAAUGGCCUGUAGCUGAGAAACUUGAAGCUCUUGCGAAGCUUGAAUCAGAUUCUCUCGCGAAGUUCUUACCAAACUUGCUAUCAAAGACAUUUUUGGAAUGUUAUAUUCAAGGGAACAUUGAACCAAGUGAGGCCAAAUCCAUUGCACAGGAGAUUGAGGACACUAUAUUCAAUACCCCCAAUACUAUGUUCAAAUCCAUGUCUCCAUCACAAUAUCUGACUAAAAGGGUUAUCAUGCUUGAAAAUGAAUUGAAAUGCCACUACCAAAUUGAGGGCUUAAAUCAGAAAAAUGAGAAUUCAUCAGUUAUCCAAUAUAUCCAGGUACAUCAAGAUGAUGCCAGUUCGAAUAUCAAACUUCAGCUGUUCUCUUUAAUUGCUAGCCAGCCUGCCUUCAAUCAGCUGCGGACAGUUGAGCAACUUGGGUAUAUAACAAGUCUUUCUCUAAGAUCCGACUAUGGAGUCUGGGCGCUCCAGGUGCUUAUUCAGUCCACAGUUAAGGAUCCUUCGUACCUUGAUGCUAGAAUUGACGAAUUCUUCAAGAUGUUUGAAAGCAAAAUCCAUGAACUGUCUGACAAGGAUUUCAAGAGAAAUGUGAAAUCACUCAUUGAUUCUAAACUGGAGAAGUUCAAAAACUUGUGGGAGGAAUCUCAUUUCUACUGGGGAGAGAUUGACGCAGGGAUUCUCAAGUUCGAUAGGGUCGAGUCUGAGGUCGCCCUCCUAAGGGAGCUGAAGAAAGAAGAAUUCAUUGCGUUCUUCGAUCAGUACAUAAAAUUGGAUGCGCCCCAAAGGAGGACACUAAGCGUGCAAGUCUUCAGUGGCAACCAUUCGGCAGAGUUCAAGAAGGCGGCCGCCGAAGCUGAUCCACCGAAAACGUACAGGAUUACAGACAUAUUCGGCUUCAAACGAUCGAGGCCGCUGUACAGCUCACUCAAGGGAGGUCCGGGCAGGAUCACAAUGGAUUGAAAAGCUAUAUCAGGCUGCUACUCGUCUUGUUAUAGUUAUAGGCUGUGCAGACUCAUGAACUAGAUUUUAAUUGGCUCCAUCAAGAUUCGAUUGCACAGUUGAUGUUAUCCUUCGGUCACGGCUUAACCAAUAAUGCACGACCACAUGUCGCUUUCUGGAGAAAUCUAAGAGCUGUACAGAACCACGUACACAUGUUGGUUCGUGUUUCUUCUGGGUUCUGAUAA